This is a messenger RNA of Hypoxylon trugodes, 797 nucleotides long. RefSeq lists its product as uncharacterized. The record is from RefSeq and is a predicted model, not a curated record. Bases 196 to 462 code for a protein of 88 amino acids. The transcript is spliced from 2 exons. NCBI's taxonomy places the organism in Eukaryota, Fungi, Ascomycota, Sordariomycetes, Xylariales, Hypoxylaceae.
ACAUAGACAUCUUCACUCAUCUUAUAUAUUCUCAUAUAUACUAUAUAUACAUAUAUACAUUUGUAUAUACCAAUCUCCUCUCUACGUGUUCGAAUAGAGCAAUAGAUCUCACCACUCUUCACGACAACAAUCUCAUCUCAACUCGGAAAAGUUUAUACUUCGGCAUCUGUCUUAUUAUACACUAAACAAUUAAAAAUGUCGGCCGCCAUCGCUUCCCGAGCUCAAGCACCCCUCUCCACCAUCAUGAGGCAAGCCGUCAAGAGCUUCCGCCAAUCCGCCAGGAUCGUCGAAGGUCCAACUGAAGCUCUUCCUUCCGCCGGUCCGUCCCAACGUGGUGACUGGGGUCGCAUCUUCCGUGCUCGUGCCGGAGUUGCUGCUGUUUACUUCCCAGCUCUCGGUGGUUUCCUCUCAUGGCCCUUAAUCAGCAAGUCCGUCCUCGACGGACACAUGGGACAAUUUUAAUUCGACUUUGUGUUAUUAUCACCACGAUUAUAUAUAUCACAUGGACGAUACAUAUACCAACAAAAACAUACAUUACGACGACGACUAAAUACAUUCACAUCUGUACAUAGAAUCCCCCGCAUCUACAGCACUACAUAAUCUGAACAGGGGCGUUUUCGGUUGACCAGGAAAAAGAAAAACCUGGUGGUUACAUCAUGACAUAAGGGGCGUUCCGGUUUAAUAUCUCAUCAAUUCCAAAUUGGAGAAGCAAAUGGAAAGAAGAGGGAAAUGAUUUAUCUAGAGUCGUACAGCAUCAUCAUCAGUGCAGUACAACACCAUCGAUCGAUCGACUAGCC